AUGUCGCUCAAACGACUUGUAGAUGUGGGAACGGUAUCUCAGUUGCUAAAAAGGAAUGUGAUCAACAAGGAAGGUGUCCGGAUUUUUGACUGUACCUUGGAUAUGUCGGUGGUGCCGAAGAAACCCGAUUGGAAGCAAUAUAAGAAAGAGCUCUACGGCAAUUUUGAAAGGAUUCUUGCUCAGCCAUGCCCGUCAAAACAACUCUACCUCUCUGGCCAUAUUCCGCAAGCUCCACAUGUAUGUAUUGAAGCAGCAAUGUAUCCUUCUGAGUUUGAGCGUUUCGCUCUUUAUCCUCCGGAUCUGUUUCAAAAUUACGUCAGGAUGAUUGGUGUUGAUCCUGAAGAACAUUUGAUCCUGUACGCACGAGGCCAAUUCGGGGGAAUGUUGCAUGCCUCAAAAAUCGCUUGGCUUUUCAAGACAUAUGGACAUGAGAAGAUUUCGCUGAUUGAUGGAGGAUUUGACGAAUGGAAGAAGAAAGGGUUCGAGAUUAGCAAGGAAGACGUGAAGCUGAAGCCUGGAAAAUGGACCGCUAACAACAACAACUUCAAGAAGUACAAUAUCACCUUUGAACAACUAGAGGAACCUCAUGGGGACAAGAGAUAUAUUGAGUGGACGGAUGAUCUCAAUCUAUUAGAUGCACGAGUUCGUGGUCAAUACCAAGGAACCGUUCCCACAGGAUGUCCUCCAACUGUGACCGGAACGCACAUUCCUGGCUUCAUAAAUAUGCCUGCCGCGGAGCUGGUCGAAGAAGGUGUAAUGAAAACCAAUGAGCAGAUUCGAGACUGGCUCACACUACACGGCUUCAGACCGGAACGACCAACAGUAAUUAUGUGCAACGUGGGGAUCCAAGCAACAAUGCUGGCAUAUGCAAUCGAGACUGUCUUUCCACAUAAUCCCAUCCAAGUCUACAACGGAUCUAUGAGAGAAAUGGAAGCACGCAACCCGAAAAGGAUAUCGGCAUUUGCGGAAAAUGUCUAG
This is a messenger RNA of Necator americanus (New World hookworm), 978 nucleotides long. RefSeq lists its product as uncharacterized. The transcript is spliced from 9 exons. Gene Ontology annotation, molecular function: thiosulfate-cyanide sulfurtransferase activity. Bases 1 to 978 code for a protein of 325 amino acids. Gene Ontology annotation, cellular component: mitochondrion. The record is from RefSeq and is a predicted model, not a curated record. NCBI's taxonomy places the organism in Eukaryota, Metazoa, Nematoda, Chromadorea, Rhabditida, Ancylostomatidae.